Messenger RNA from Puntigrus tetrazona (Sumatra barb), 4232 nucleotides. It is a transcript of the gene sap130a, whose product is annotated as Sin3A-associated protein a. The transcript has 21 exons. The record is from RefSeq and is a predicted model, not a curated record. NCBI's taxonomy places the organism in Eukaryota, Metazoa, Chordata, Actinopteri, Cypriniformes, Cyprinidae. Gene Ontology annotation, biological process: negative regulation of transcription by RNA polymerase II. The coding region runs from base 80 to 3244 and encodes 1054 amino acids. Gene Ontology annotation, cellular component: Sin3-type complex.
GGUUGAUGCAGCGUUCACACUAUGGAGUGAGAAUAGCUUCAGAGAGAGAGAGAGGGAUACACACGAUAACAGACACAAGAUGAGUUCCCAGCAGUUUCCCAGAGCUGCACUGCCUCCUUCUGGAGCUGGACCGGGUCAGGCGUCUACUGACAGCAGCACACAACCAGUAGGCAGUGAGGACAGCAGCCGUGAAGUGGAUCGCUCUCAGGAUCCUCCGCCUGGCAGCGGCAGUGCGGGUGGAAUUGCAUCGUUCCGUGACGAUAAGCAGGAGACGGUGGUGGUCAGGCCCUACCCACAGGUCCAAGCUCUAGGCCAGUCUCCUGCUCUGCCCCAGCAUGUGCCUAUCCAGCCCAGCCCUCCUGUAACUGUGGCCGCCCCAUCAGUCCAACUGUUACAGGGUCAGCAGUCCAGUGUCGAGGGAUCAGUGAAGGCCCCGCUGAAGUCACCUAUGCCCAGUCGUCUUAUAGCACCUGCUCCGGCCGUCAGCCAAGGUCAUAUACCUGUUCCAGCCAAAGUGUCUGGACAUAUCACAGUUCCUCUUGAGAGCAGCAUCGCUCCGGCCUCUAUACCAGUGGCAACCAUCAGCGGUCAGCAGGGGCAGAGUAACCUGCAUCAGCUAAUGGCCACUAACGUGCAGAUCUUCAGGGGUAGUGCACCUGCUCUACAGAUCGCAUCUCCUGCUUCUCCCCACACUUUCACCUCCCAUCUGCCCAGAGGGGCAGCUGCUGCAGCUGUCAUGUCCAGCACUAAAGGCCCUACUGUUCUCAGACCAGCCGGAGGAGGAAACACAGGCCCUAGCCAACCUGCAGCUGUGCAGCACAUUAUACAUCAGCCUAUUCAGUCUCGACCUUUAGUAACCACCUCGACUGCUGUUCUGCCCACUAUGGUGGCUCCCAUCCCAGCUGCUAGAACCCAGUCCCCAGUCAUCAACACCCCUGUCACACAUGCUGCAGAGAUGGUUCAUGGGAGACCGGUAACCAUUCACCCUCCACCAACCACCAUCAACAUCCAGCGUCCCCCUACUCCCCGGGACACUGCCACGCGCAUCACCCUUCCCUCCCACCCAGCUAUUGGAGCCCAGAAGGCCCAGCCACCUCACACCGUGACACAGAAACCGAUAUUCAACACUGUGACCCCGGUUGCCGCUGCCACUGUGGCUCCUAUCUUAGCUACCAACACUGCUUCAUCAGCCACCACUACAGGCUCUUCACCACAUACUCAAUUGACCAGUAGCACUAUUGUCACCAUGACAAUGGCCUCUCACUCCUCCCAUGCUACAGCUGUAACCACCUCUGCCAUCCCUGUCGCUAAAGUGGUUCCUCAACCGAUUGCCCACACUUCCCCACGCAUCCAGCCAGAGUACCCAGGGGAAAGAACCAACCUCAUUCCCAUCCCAGGUCAUCGAUCUUCUCCAAACCCUGUCACCAUGGAAGCACGCAGCGAUAACAGGCCGUCAGUGCCAAUGCAGUUUCAGUACUUCGUACCCACAUACCCCUCAUCCCCGUAUCCUCUGACCCACACCUACACCCCGAUUACCAGCUCGGUCUCCACCAUCCGCCCUUACCCAGUCACGGCUCCAGCUCAGAGCUCGGCUCUUCCUGCUCAGGCAGGUGUUGGUGUUGCCACCACUGUGCACUUGAACCCCAUGCAGCUUAUGGCAGUGGAUCGCAUCGGACUUCAGUCUGCCCAGAUCAGCACUCAGAACAUCCAGCCAGCCUCUAUGACUGCUCAGGGCAUUCAGCCUGCACCAAUAGGAGUUCAGGGGCUGCACGCCACUGCACCAAUCAGCACACAGAGCGUACAGCAGACUCCAGUCGCCACACAACAGCCGCAGUCAGAAGCAAAACCACCAGGUGUCGUUUUGGCUGAAAGUCCUGCUUUUGUCACUAAUCCAAUCGGGAGCACUUUUAGCGGCACGCAGCCUGUCACUACGAUGGUGCAGACACACCCCCAAGGGGCGUCUACAGGUGCACCCACGCUCGUGUCCUCCCCCCGGCCUAGCAUCCUUCGCAAAAAACCUGUGAACGAGGGGGCAGUGCGUAAAAGUCUGAUCCCAGCGCAGCCAAGUGAGCAUAACGCUGGCCGAGUGGAUAGUGGGAUAAGGCUCUCGGGAUCCCCUCGCCCAGCGGGAGUGAAGCCCAAAUCUGAUGUUCAUGUUGCAAUGGCGCCCCCAGUCAUGGCAGCCGUGGAGGCUCUUCCAAGUCACGGAGGUGAGCAGCAGGCGCUGUCCACUCCUGCCCAGCAUCACUCACAGGCCAUUCCCACCCUUCUGGCUUCACCAGCUCCAACACCUCCCUCUCAGCCCACUGCCGUUCUUUCAGCCCUGCCUGCAGCCAUGGCUGUGACUCCCCCUGUGCCAGCCUCCAUGGCCAAUGCCGUGGCUUCUCCCACCCAGCCAGCGGCCACCAGCACUGCUGCCCUGAGCUCCACCCUUCCGGAGGUUAAGGUGAAACAGGAAACUGAGCCAAUGGACACUUCACAAGCAGUGCCCAUGGUUCCUUCCUCAGCAGGUCCAGCUCCACCCCUCUCCUCCCAGGCCUCCACCCUGGCCAUAUCUUCUCAACCUGGAGACCUCCUGCCUGGGGCCUCUCCUAGAAAGAAACCCCGCAAACAGCAGCAUGUGAUCUCCACCGAAGAGACGGAGAUGGUGGAAACCAACAGCACCGAUGAAGAGAGAGCUAGCAGUCGAGCCCCUGGAAACAGACCUGAAAGACACGAGUCUCCACCUAGGGAAUAUGUUGACGAGGACGGUGUUCGUUAUGUACCAGUCCGCCCCAGACCUCCCCUUACUCUACUGCGUCAGUACCGUAACCCCUGGAAGGCUGCCUAUCACCACUUCCAGAGGUACAGUGACAUCCGAGUCAAAGAGGAGAAGAAAGGAAGCCUUCAGGACAUGGCCAAUCAGAGAGGAGUAGCAUGUCGAGCUCAGGGCUGGAAAGUGCACCUGUGUGCUGCACAGCUGCUACAGCUGACUAACUUGGAACAUGACGUGUACAGCCGGCUGACCACCCUGCAGGAAGGCCUCAUUCCAAAGAAGAGAGCUGGAGCUGACGAUGACCUGCACCGCAUCAAUGAGCUCAUACAGGGCAACAUGCAGCGCUGCAAGCUGGUGAUGGAUCAGGUGGCUGAAGCUCGCGACACCAUGAUGAAAGUACUGGACCAUAAGGACAGAGUCUUGAAGCUGCUCAACAAGAACGGAACUCCCAAGAAGAGCUCCAAAUUAAAGCGUAAGGAGCGGGCAUAGAUCGAACACAGGAAUGCUCUUCAAAAGCUGGACCUGUCAUGGUUUAUCAGGUUGCUGUGCACAAUCAUCUACUUUUACAGUCUCAAAGAGAGAGAAAGACGGUCAUAAACUCUUUUUACAGGAACUGCUGCUGACUGUGGACUGUCAGACUGUCCAUUGGGUAUGAGGCAGCCUGGUUAACCAAUGCUUUUUGUUUUUUCCCCUGAAGUAUUUCAUUUUAGAAGAAACAUCUUGUUUUUUUUAGUUGUAUAGGCGAUGCUUUUUCUGAAAUGAACUUUAAAGAUCAGAAAGGUCAUAUUUGCUAAAUGUAACUUUUGUAUUUAGUUUGAAUCACAUCAAGUACACACUGCACACAUUCUAACCGGAGUGUGCUAGCUUUCCAUGUUUUGGUGCCUUGUAACAUGGGUGAAACUGUGGAUUUUCUUUUUUUCUUUUUUUUUUUUUUUUUUUUGUGCAUUUAAAUACAAAAGGUUAAAGUUAAUCGUUUCCAGGUUAACCAGAAAGUCUACAGUGAAAAUAUAAUAGUCUUGUACUAACCAGAUAUGAUGCCCUCUAACCCUUCUAGUUUUCUUUUUGUCAUCACUGUAAACAUUCAAGCGCUAUAGUGACUGAUGAUAGUACAAAGCAAUGAAAUGUGUACUUGAAAGAAUCAGUAUAAUUAUGUGAAUUUAUAUGAUAAGAAUGAGUGUAUUGUUUUGUGUUUCAGUGUAAGAAUGUUCUUAAUGGAAGUGACGUGGUUUUCACAGUCUGUUUUUGUGCUGUUUUACAGAUAUAAUGUUCUGGGGUUUGAAUAAUAAUUUGGCUGUUUUGUAAAAAAAUUUUUUUUUACCCAUUUAUUUUUCUGUGUGUACUCUAUUAUGUACUACUGCAGUAAAACUGGAUACAUUUACGAAGAAUCUUUAGUAAGUACAUUUGGUACUAAAUGCACUUCACAAGACUUUGCAAAUAAAAAAACGUCAAGUUAGAUUUUAGACUUUGAAUAUAGUCA